UUUUUUGGUGAGAAACAAGUGUGUAAAAACAAGUCUGUAGUGAGAAGAAGAGAAAAUUCAAAAAAGGCGAAGGACCCCAAACACGAUUUGCUGAGGUGAGGCCCGUUCAUUAUUUUCUUUCGGAGGGAAGGGGGUGUCAUUUUAAAGCCCGGUGGGUAAGAAGCACACAGCCCACACCAUAAUGCGAUGCUGAAAGAGGAGCGUUGGACAAAAAGCAGAAUCCCCCGUGUGCGUGCAUUUGUAAGUUUGUGGUGAUGCCUGGUGCGGCGACUCCAAAUAUGCUCCAACUCCACCUUCAGCUUCGUGCUGGACUUCCUCCCCACCCAUCCAUUAAUACAAACCCAAUUACUACUACCACCACAACUCCAAUUGCAAGAAUAGUCGACCCCCUUCUCACUCCAACUGAUCCCAACACCACUAAUCCCAAUCUCACUCGCAUUCACAACUGCAACUUCAUCAAUGCUAAAACCACCUUCAAAUUCAAAUGCCGCCGCCGCCGCCGCAUUCACAACGUUACUCCUUCUUCUACUUCAACUGCAGCAGCCAAUAGUAAUGAUUUCCAUCAACAAGACAAGAGCUUCUGGGGUGCUGUCACUCUGAUCAUCGGCACUGUCGUUGGUCCCGGCAUGCUCGGUUUGCCCGCUGCUACCAUCCGCUCCGGCCCCCUCCCCUCCACCCUUGCCAUCCUCCUCUGUUGGCUCUAUGUCAUCUCCUCCGUCAUCCUCGUCGCCGAGCUCAGCUUUUUCGCCAUGGAACAAGACGCCCUUCAAGAGGUCAGCUUUACCGCCCUUGCUUCCAAAGCAUUCGGUGGUCGUUUUGGCGCAUUUGUUGCUGUCGUCUAUGCCUCUUUGAGCUUUGCCUUGUUGGUCGCUUGCGUCUCCGGCAUCGGCUCAAUUGUCUCCCAGUGCUUUCCCCGCAUCAAUCUUGUACUCGCUCACGCUUUAUUUCCCCUUGCGGCCGGAUCGCUCAUUCUUUUGUUUCCUUUCAAUGCCAUUGAUGCUGCAAACCGUGUUCUGUGCUUGCUCAUCUUCUCCAUAACUUCACUCGUGGCCAUUGGCUUAUCCGUGGCCAGAACCAACCUGUUCGCUUCAUUUGGCCGUACCUCGUGGCGUCUUUCCUCCAUUUUGCCCGCCUUUCCGGUCCCCGUCCUUACACUCGGAUUCCAUGUCAUCACCCCUUUUAUUUGCAAGAUUGCUGGUAACACUGUAGCCGACGCUCGCAAGGCCAUACUCAUUGGUGGGGCUGUUCCAUUGAUGAUUGUGUUGGGGCUUUCUGGAUCCGGAACCAACGCCGCAGCAGCAGCCGGAGACCCUAUAUCCCUUCUGCUUUCCGUUAAUCUGUCUGCAGUGCAAGCAUUUGCCUUCUCCGCUUUGGCAACGAGCUUGAUCGGGUACGCUGUUAGCUUCCCGAAACAGCUUCUUGAUACUGUGGAAUUGAUUGCAAAAAUCAACCUCAAAAAUAAACAACUAGGAGUAGCUUCUUCUCAAGGCAAGGGUCUGGGAAGAGUUGGGUUUGCUGUUUAUUCAAAAAUGAGGCAUGAUGAUAAUAAUAUUGGAAAUGCAGGGAGGGCUUCUUUUACCACCGGUUCAGGUUCAGGGCGUUGUAUUGAUGCUUCUGAUUCUAAACCGGGAUCGAGCAUUAAUAUGAUAGUAAUGCCGCUGGUGCUCGGCGUUCCAGUGCUCAUAGCAUCUUUCUUUCCCUCCACCUUUUCCAGAGCUCUUGAUUUCGCCGGACUUUAUGCAAACUGUUUUCUGUUUGGCAUCCUCCCUCCAGCAAUGGCUUACAUACACCAAUCGAGGAAGAAAUCAAGGUCAUCCAACAUUUUACCAGGGGGAAAUGCUACACUUGCAAUCCUCUUUGGAAUUGCUGUCAUUCUGGGGAUUUGGCAUUAGCUAAAUUUAAUCACUUGAGGAAAUUACAAACUCAUUUGUUCUAGUACAUGCCUCUGCCUGGCCUGCCUGCGCGCGGUAAACAUUUUCAACUUGUCUGAUUGAAUAAGCAUGUC
Messenger RNA from Pyrus x bretschneideri (Chinese white pear), 2005 nucleotides. RefSeq names its product tyrosine-specific transport system 2. Gene Ontology annotation, biological process: amino acid transmembrane transport. NCBI's taxonomy places the organism in Eukaryota, Viridiplantae, Streptophyta, Magnoliopsida, Rosales, Rosaceae. The record is from RefSeq and is a predicted model, not a curated record.